GUGUAUAAAUUGGUUCGAAAGUUUAAGGUCGCGAACUAGAAUAUAAAUCGUAUAUAAGUAUUUUCAUUUUACAUGUAGAAAUUAAUUAUUCACUUGACGUUAGCAGCAUUGUGCGAAAUGCCAUUAACAAGCCACGGAUAAGUCAUUAAUAAAAGAAGUUGAAAGUAAAGUUUGUGAUGAAAACCAAGUGCUUAUUAUUCACAUACCUAAUAACGAACUUUAUAGUUAUUUUUAGCUAGGUAUGUUUUUACAUUGAGGUAAUAUAAAAAUAAACCAAGCAAGAAAGAAGAACAACUAUUGUGUUGCUUUCAUAUUGUGAUGACCUAAGUGUAAUACUUAAAAAUGAGCACAAAAAGACCAGCAUCUCGAAUUUUGAAUGAAGAUAGUAGUCCAACUAAGAAGAUAAAGACGAGCCAACAAAACUCUUAUUUUUAUAAAAUUCUUGAAGAAAGUGGUUUAACUUUAAGUUCGCCUCCAAAUAAAUCUAUUAUAUCUCAUGAAACUGUACAUGUAGUGCGUAAUAUAAAAAAAAAUCUUCAGAAACACUUUGACUACCCUAGAAAUGUGUCAGAGUUUUUUGCAAAUUUGGAAAAAGAUUGCCAGAACAUACAUUUAUUUAAACAUUACUUAUACCCUAACAUUGCAAGGCUUACUGAUGAUCGUCCAGAACACAUUAUUAAUGACAGUGUGUUCAAAAUACUGCUGAGCAUACCAGUUUUACAGAAUAAAUUAACUGAUUAUAUUUUUGAAAAAGCUAUUGAUUUUGCUGCAGAGUCAAAAUGUGGACCAUGGAUACAAAUGAUACUUAAGUGUUUUUCAUCAUUAGACAACAUAGCUAGCACAGACAAAAUUGCUACUCAUUUAAUUAACUUGUUAGAUAUUACUACAGAAAAAAUGGUUCGCCUAGAAAUUAUUACUGCUAUACCAGAUAUAAUUGGGGAUCAGGAACAUAAUACUGUUGCUACUGAAAUGAGUCGAAUACUAAAUGAAGAUCAUGAUCUCACACCAGCAAUUUUAGAUUGUUUGUCUUAUUUGUGUUUGUCAGAUGACCAAUAUGGACACCUCCAAAAAAGAACUUUGAAUAUUCUGAUAACUUUCCCGAAAUGUGUAUACUUUCCUAAUUUUAUCAAAUUCCUUCUUAUGCCUGGAAGAAUGAAUGACACUGCCUAUUUUGAAGCUGUGCAAGGACUCAGGAAUGCUCUUGGCUGGCCAAAAUCAAUUGCAACACAACAAGAAAUUGCAACAAGCCAAGUCCUCACUGCCACAGCAAUUAGGAAUUCUAUGCUAUCUUCAAAAGUUAUUUCAAAUUCUUGGUUAAAAGUAACAACCUUAUGCAAAAAUGAUGCUGAUCAUAAACCAAUUGAUUUUGUGAUAUUUUUAAUUUUAUAUUCUCUAUCAGAAGAAAAGCAAAAACAGAUUGAAAACUUGAUAAAAAAACAAAUAAAAUUAAAUAUCUUAAAAGAAGAUUUAUUAGAAGAGUCAUUUGAAAAGUUUAAAUUCAUAUACAGAGAUUAUUUAAAGGAUUUAAUAAGUCUUGGCAAUUUUUUAUUGAAAAUAAAAGGUGAUCCUAUUAUAGAAGGAUUUGCUUCCAAAAUGUAUAUGCUAAUGUUCUCGCACUUAUGUGAUUGCUGUCAAACUAUUCUUGCAGAAAUACUUCAGUUAGGGUUAGAUUGUCAACAAGCUGUAACAAAUAUUUUACUCAUAUUGAAUAAUGUUGCAGCUAGUGACAUGGAUUCAUUAAAAACACAAAGUGUUCAAAUGUUGACACUAUUAGAUAGAAUGGACAAUAUGUCUCUGAAUGAUAUCAAAUCAGUAAUGAAUUUACUUUGUGCACUUGCAUACAGUUACGAAAAUUCAGUAAUAAGAGAUGAUAUUUAUAUGAUAAUAAGAAAAGAAUUAGGCAGUUCUAUCCCCAAAAUUAAAAUUCAGGGUAUUUUAGCAGGACUGUAUGCAGUCAAAUAUUUAAUGAGAAAGCAAAUUGAUGAUGAACAAACUGCAGAAUUGCCUGAUGAUAUUAGUUAUAGUUCUGUAACAUUUUUAUCUGAAGGUGAUCUCCGUGAAGCAGCUCAAAUUAUAGAACUGAUCAGUCGAAGUACUAGGCAAUAUCCCGAUAUGAUUGCCCUUUUCUAUGAUGAAUUAUCUGACAUAAUUGCCACUUCACCUUAUAUAAAUAAGUUUUUUUUAUCAUGGUUGACUGAUGCCGUGACCAAUGAUUUGCAACAAAAUUUCAUUGUAGAUGCUGUGGAACAUGAAAAAACUGGAGAGUUAAAACUUACAAUGCAGUAUUGUCUCAAUGAAGAUAGUGAAAUGGAUGAAACAAUUGCUAUAAACAUUGGUGGUCUAACAUUACAGCCAAAAACUACUGUCAAUAUUGCUAUCUUAUCACCAUUAUUCCAACUGGUACAAACAUUACAUAAUAGACAACAUGAUGGUACAUUAUCUACCAUUGAUGCCUUAUUAGGAUGUGCUGUCAUUAUGCCUCAAUUUGAUAUUGACUUAGUUGAAGAUAUGGAUAGUACUGCUAUUUUAAAUGUAUUAGACUGUCUAAUUCAUUGUGUCAAUUGGUUUAGAGAACUACUAAAUGCCUUUGCAAGUCAGGAUGAUGAAGCACUUAAGGCAAAGAUGCUUCAAAGACUUCUUCAAGUUGAAGAAUUAGAGGCAGUUAUUGAAGAAGUUCUUAUGAAAUGUAGUAUAGCUUACAAGCCACCUGCUUGCUUUUUUAACAUAAGUAAAUAUACGGGUGGAGUAGUUGAGAAGAAAUUUACUAGAGCUCAAAAUAACAAAAACAAAAUGCAGAAGAAGCAAGCUCAAGACGACACUAUAAUACCAGAAACAGCAAAAUCACAACCAACACAAAGCAAUAAUUCACUAAAAAAUAAAUUUGAUAGGGCCAACUCUUUACCUUUUAGGCAACUAACUUUAAACAUAUUUCAUCUACUCAAUAACGAUAUAAACUUAACAGGUGAUCAACACAGUUUUGGAGCUAAAAAUUUAAAUUUUUUAUUAAAGUGUAUCAAUGUUAAAUUAGAUAACACAUUUAUUUCUAAGAUUCAUAGAAAAACAUUUUUUUCUAAGGAGGAAGACAUUAUUUAUGAUAAAAAAAAAGCAGAAGAAUCUGCGAAACUUGUCAACAAGAUGCUUCCGAAAAUUAUGAAGCAUUUAACAUUCAUUUGUACGUUUUUGGACAAACAUGCUUUUCCCAACACACAGAAUGAUAGUAGUUUCAUCUUAACAACAGAAAUUGUCAACCAUCUGCGUUGUCUAGAAACCAUUUACAAUAUGUUUAAAAUAUUCUACAAAUGGAUUGGAUUUAGGAACCAUCAGAAUGCUUUAUUAAAAAGCUCUUUGAGAACAAUCGUAUUCUCGGAGAGCACUUCUAAAAUAGUGUCUCUGAAAGAUUUAAUUAUAUUAACUGCUAAAUAUUUUCAAAAACAUGAAAAGUAUUGUUUACAGCUAUCGACGGCGGUAUCAUUAAUUGAGUUAUUACAAACCAUUCAGUGGUUUUGUGAUGACAAGACCAUCUUAAAAAUUUUAAAAACUAUGUCUCACAACUUCUUAUCGCAACAAUGGAAAACUCCCGAUGGAAUCCCAGAAAAAGGAUUAUUCUUCAGUCACAGCAUAGACAAAUUAUCUAACGUAUUUUUCAUUAAUAACGAAAUAUUAACGCUGAAGAAUCUAACAUUACAAUUAACUCAUGAAAUUAAAACUUUAAAGAGCCUAAAAGAUAGCCUUUCAUCAUUUAAAUGUAUCAACAAGGGCAAUUUCCCGAUACUAUACAGAAAUCUAGGCACAGCUUUGUACGAAUCUACAAAAACACGGCUUAAUAAAGGAUUGACUAAUACUGAACAUUUGGGGUUGUGGAAAGAUGUAGCUAUCAUCUUGAAGAAUAUGUCUGAUAUAGCGAAAACUUUAGAAAAUAGAAAUAAUCUAGCCGCAUUUUUCAAAAAAUCUGUUCCUGUUCUCAAACUUUUUUUAUCCCAAGGUAUACCCAUACUAGAAUUACAACUGAAGAACGAAACUGAAGAAGUUUUAGAGAUAUUGAAAAUUCUACAGCAAUCAACCAGAUUUUUACAGUCAUUAUGCUGUCAUUCAAGACUCAAAAACAAUACAGUUUUGAUGAGUCAAGUCCCCUACAUAAGGCAGCUUCUUGAAACUCUAAUUUAUAAAGUCAAAGCUGCAUUAGCUGCUAACAAUUGUUCAGAAGCUUUCUGGAUGGGCAAUCUUAAAAAUAAGGAUAUUCAUGGUGAGAUAAUUGCUACACAACAGAGUAUUGAAAGUGAAGAAUCUGUUGAAGAUGGUGAUGAAUUGUUGCCCGAUGACGACGAAGCCGAAGAUAGCAGUGAUGAGAUGAUUAAUCCUGACUCAAAAAGUAUAAGUGAUAUUGUCUAAUUUUAUAUAACGCAAUAAAAACGUCAAUAGAAAAUUGCCCAUGUAGAAAUAAUUAUAUGAUACACUUCUUUAUUCAGAUACAAAAUUUUUGGAAAUAGCUAUAUAAGAAUACGACCGAACCCUCUUUUGUCACGAUUUUUACAGAAUAAGAUAAUUAGAGACCUCCAUUAAUUGAUUCUCCAGCUUUUAUUGGCAUAGUGGCUUUAAAAGCGCCAUUUAAAGCUUACAUUAAAGAAAUAGUUAUUAACUGC
Molecule: messenger RNA, 4640 nt
Organism: Diatraea saccharalis (sugarcane borer)
Lineage: Eukaryota; Metazoa; Arthropoda; Insecta; Lepidoptera; Crambidae
Source: the annotation of a GenBank genome assembly